Gossypium arboreum is the source of this 699-nucleotide messenger RNA. RefSeq lists its product as uncharacterized. The coding region runs from base 1 to 699 and encodes 232 amino acids. The transcript is spliced from 2 exons. The record is from RefSeq and is a predicted model, not a curated record. Lineage: Eukaryota; Viridiplantae; Streptophyta; Magnoliopsida; Malvales; Malvaceae.
AUGGGCUGUGGACAGAGAGUAUCAAGCAGAGGUGCUGGACAGACUGAGGUGAGGCAGUCUACUCUUGUUUAUGUUGCUCGUUGCCUAGAAGAUAGAGAUACCUCAGAUUUCAUUAUCGAUACGUUCUUAAUUUAUGAUGUACCCUAUUUUGCUUUGAUAGAUAUAGGCUCCACACAUUCCUAUGUAGCUAACACUAUGUUUGGAAACUUGGGGAUUUUGGUUGAGAAUACUUCUAGUGAGGUGACUGUACUGAGUCCACUGGGACAAUUUGUUCGGGUUAGUAAACUGUAUGGAGAUGUUCCACUAGAGGUUCAAAGGUCGGUAUUCUUGGCUAAUCUGAUGGAGCUACUAUUUUGGGGGUUUGACCUGAUUCUGGUGGCUGAGAAACUAAUUCGUAAGGAAUGUGAGACGUUCUUGGCCUAUAUUAGUGUUUCCGUUUUUGGAGACUUUAUUGUAAAGGACAUUAGAACUACAAGGGAUUUUCUGAACGUCUUUUUUAAGGAACUAUCGGGUUUACCUCCGAAUCGGGAAGUGGAAUUUGGAAUUGAGCUUCUUUCUAGUACAGCUCCGGUGUCUAUCGCCCCCUAUCGCAUGGCACCGAAGAAGCUUACUGAGCUUAAGGCUCAACUUCAGGAGUUGUUGGACCGUGGGUUCAUCUGUCCCAGUGUGUCUGUGGGGAGCACUUGUGCUGUUUGUUGA